This is a messenger RNA of Coregonus sp. 'balchen', 13663 nucleotides long. The record is from the annotation of a GenBank genome assembly. NCBI's taxonomy places the organism in Eukaryota, Metazoa, Chordata, Actinopteri, Salmoniformes, Salmonidae.
AUGAAUGAACAGCACCACCAGCAGAUAGAGGAAGAGCUGGAACUCAAACUGCAGGCUGCUGUCCGAUGGGAGUGAUGGACAGGUUCCGGCGUGAUGAGGGCAGAGAGACUCGCACAGUUACUGCUCCUAAAUGGAGGGGGACAUACAGGUAGUGGGGUUAGUGUGUGUGUUUGUGGUGCAGUGUGAGUUGGCUACAGGAGUAUGCCUAGUUGUCUGUAGCAUGGUCAUAGAUUUGUGAUCUUGCUAACUCCGUUGGUCUCAUUGUCAAGCCAAACAUUUGGCAUCACCAUGAGUGACAAGGAGUUGCCAAGAUGGCACAAACAGACUGGACUCAGGUUAAGGUCUGCAGCAGCGAGGACUGUGUGUGUAUGUGUGUGCGGAAGAGCAUGUUGUGGCGAGAACAGAGCAGUGGAAGAUUUCUCUCCUCCUAUCUGUGUUGCCAUACCUUCUUGCCCCUCGGGGGAAAUAUUUAUCUAGGUAAAUAAGUCACAUCAAUGAUUUAUCUGACUAACCUCUACUAUGUUAGAGAUGAUGGGAGAGAAUAUUAAAAGGCAGGUAUCUUACAUCACCGGUUAGAGCGCUGGGCCAGUAACUGAAAGGUUGCUGGUUCGAAGUCCCUGAGCCGACAAGAUGACAAAUCUGCCGAUGUGCCCUUGAGCAAGGCACUUAACCCUAAUUGCUCCUGUUAGUCACUCUGGAUAAGAGCAUCUGUUAAAUGACUAAAAUGCAAAUGUAAAUCACAGUCAGGAUGGGAAGGAAGACGAUAUUACCGUCGUAUGGUAGUUGCAGUCAACUUCAAAAAUGUUCUCAAAAGGGGGUCGGAUCAAAUAGGCCUACACAUUUCAUUUCCCAUGGAAUGAGCCUUUUGUAAAUAAGUAAAGUAUGUGUGUGUGUUUGGGGAGCGGAUGUUAAGCCUGCUUGUUGUAUUACAGUACUGUACCACGUCCGUGUGUGUGUAUCUCUCUGUGUGUCGGCUCCCCUCAUCCAUUCCUCACCUGUUCCUGGGUCCAUUGCCAUUGCUGAGGCUGCCUCCUACCAGUGUCUGUAGGGAGGGCAGAGCAGAGCGGUACUGCUGCUAGAUAGCGUAGAUACACUCUCCGGCCCCCGGGCCCCGGGCUUGGCCUGGCACGGGCACCACCUCAACACCCACAGCCACUCCAGGUUCCUCCUGGCUCUGCCUCUUUGCCUAGACCAGCACCCAUAGACCACCACCACCUCACAGAAGACAACAUCGUCAAUACAACAAUAACAACAACAGGCCACUACAGAGACAGAGAAGUCAAUAAAGCACAGGGUAAUGUUCAGAAGGAACAACACAGAAGAAAACCCAGUGAAACAGGAGGUAGAAUACUAUCUGAACUCGUUUUUUUUAUUGCAGCACAAUUUGCUAUGGUGUGUGCUCUAAUGAACACAAACCAACUUCAAUAAAGUACAUCAAUAGAGGACAGCAUCAACAGGGUUGAGUUCAGGUAGAUGAUGUACAGAUAGUAGUAGGCCUAAUGUAAUGAAUAGAGAUAUGAUUAAUUACUAGACCUAAUUGGCAGAGAGACAAUUCAUUUCUAUCUGAACUUUCGACAAUGUUGUUCUCUACUGAACACAGCCCGGGCACACACACACACACACACUUUACAAUUUCAGACAGGUGAGCGACUACACCUAGAUAGAGCAAUAGAUAACUAAACCAAGUUAUCCCAAUCCUUUGGGGUGUGUGUGUUUGUGGGAAUGUAUGGACAAUGGAGGAGGUAUAUGUAAUAUAAAAUCUCUUCUAACACUCUUACCCCUGUUUAACACAUUCAAUAUGUGCCAUUACCCAUCUAUCUAGUAACCUAGCUAGCUAGCUGACCAUUUUGUGAAGAGAACCCGUGAGCAUUUUCAUUCAGAUUUGCUUUUUUUAAAAAUCCAAUUAAAAUUAAAAUUUGUUGCAAACUGACUAAGUAGCUAUCUAUUAUACCCAUUUCUGAUGAUCCAUUGAUCUCCUCCAUGAUGUCCUGGCGGUUGUGUCGCAGAAUAAAUGCAGAAAAUAAAUCUUCUUCUUCUAUGGUCCUGUGGGGAUCAGUUGGUAGAGCAUAGCGCUUGCAACGCCAGGGUUGUGGGUUCGAUUCCCACGGGGAAAAGUAUGAAAAUGUAUGCUCUCUUGGAGCCCCAAAAACGUAUCGGCUGCAGAUAUAAUGAUAUCCAACUUCUUAGACACUUGUGCUGUACAAUUAAUCACUGUGGCUAUAAAUGCCACAAAAUCCAUCUUCUUCACAGUGAGUGUAUCCAGAUCACCCGAUUGACUUAAAACACUAGCAACUGGUUGCAAUGCAUCCACCACCAUAUCUUCAACACUGUGUCCUCUUGCCCCUUCGACUCUCUUCACCGCCUCCACAUAGGAGAUCCGCUGCACAGCCCUGAUCCUUGACACCUCAACCUCCUUCACCCUAACAGGGCACUCAAGGAAGUCCGGAGUAUGAUCCCCACAAUAGUUGCAACAUUUUCCAUUCACAGAUUCUUCAAUAUCAUACUUCUCCUGUCUGCAAACAUUUGACAAGUGACCAUAUCCUUUACAAUUUCCACACUGUAAUGGUUUGGACACAAAUGCUCUCACCGCAUACCUCACAUAUCCAAGCUUCACAUAUUCAGUCUCAUCAAACAACAAUAAUAUCGGCAGGCUUUUCUCCUUCCUUCCAUUUACCAUGUUGGUCAGGCGACGUGCACUGACCACUCCUGGGAUUUUCUGACUAAGGUACUCAUCAUCUAUAUCCAACGAGACUCCAGCUAUAACACCCUGCUCUGAAGAUCAAUACAUGUCACUGCUGACGUGGACAAUUUUGCCAGAUCCAGUGCAAGCUUUUUCUGUUCUUCAGCAACACAAUUAACCAAAACAAGGCCGCUUCUAGUCACCUUGAUUGAAUCCACCUUUCCCACUGCUUUCUUCACAGUCCUCAAUAUUACAAAUGGAUUUCCCAAAUGAAUCUCCUUGUCCAAAAAACGCAGUCCAAUAAGAAAUGAAUUAUUGGACCGGUCCUUGUCUUCUACUACAACUUUUGCUCGUUUUGUUCCAUUCUUUGAUUUCACUAUUUUCAAUUAAUUAUCACACACUUCACUUGCCGCACUUUCAGAUUCAAGCAGAGUCGCCAUUCCCUCCUCAACUUCCUCAUGCAAUAUUUUUUUUUUUUUACUUCUUCUUCAGUGGGGUUAAUCGGGCGGUUGGCAUCCACCAUUAUGGUGGAUUACCGUCACCUACCGUACUGGAAUGUGGGCCAGAGACGGGGAGAAACUAAAUCCUACCUGCCAACCUCGUUUCUCUUAAAAAAGAUAACAAAAUAUUUGAGACUAUACAGUGAGGGAAAAAACGUAUUUGAUCCCCUGCUGAUUUUGUACGUUUGCCCACUGACAAAGAAAUUAUCAGUCUAUAAUUUUAAAUGGUAGGUUUAUUUGAACAGUGAGAGACAGAAUAACAACAAAAAAAUACAGAACAACGCAUGUCAAAAAUGUUAUAAAUUGAUUAGCAUUUUAAUGAGGGAAAUAAGUAUUUGACCCCUCUGCAAAACAUGACUUAUUACUUGGUGGCAAAACCCUUGUUGGCAAUCACAGAGGUCAGACGUUUCUUGUAGUUGGCCACCAGGUUUGCACACGUCUCAGGAGGGAUUUUGUUCCACUCCUCUUUGCAGAUCUUCUCCAAGUCAUUAAGGUUUCGAGGCUGACGUUUGGCAACUCGAACCUUCAGCUCCCUCCACAGAUUUUCUAUGGGAUUAAGGUCUGGAGACUGGCUAGGCCACUCCAGGACCUUAAUGUGCUUCUUCUUGAGCCACUCCUUUGUUGCCUUGGCCGUGUGUUUUCGGUCAUUGUCAUGCUGGAAUACCCAUACACGACCCAUUUUCAAUGCCCUGGCUGAGGGAAGGAGGUUCUCACCCAAGAUUUGACAGUACAUGGCCCCGUCCAUCAUCCUUUUGAUGCAGUGAAGUUGUCCUGUCCCCUUAGCAGAAAAACACCCCCAAAGCAUAAUGUUUCCACCACCAUGUUUGACGGUGGUGAUGGUGUUCUUUGGGUCAUAGGCAGCAUUGCAGCAUUCCUCCUCCUCCAAACACGGCGAGUUGAGUUGAUGCCAAAGAGCUCCAUUUUGGUCUCAUCUGACCACAACACUUUCAUUCAGAUGUUCAUUGGCAAACUGGUUCUAAUCCCCUGGCCGACUAGGUGAAAAAUCUGUCGAUGUACCCUUGAGCAAGGUACUUAACCCUAAUUGCUCAUGUAAGUCGCUCUGGAUAAGAGCGUCUGCUAAAUGAGUAAAAUGUUUUAAAAAAUGUACAAUCUUGUCCCUGGCAUCCUUGGAGAGCUCUUUGGUCUUGGCCAUGGUGGAGAGUUUGGAAUCUGAUUGAUUGCUUCUGUGGACAGGUGUCUUUUAUACAGGUAACAAGCUGAGAUUAGGAGCACUCCCUUCCCUAAUCUCAGCUCGUUACCUGUAUAAAACACGUUGGUGCCAGAAAUCUUUCUGAUUGAGAGGGGGUCAAAAACGUAUUUCCCUCAUUAAAACGCAAAUUAAUUUAUAACAUUUUUGACAUGCGUUUUUCUGGAUUUUUUUGUUGUUAUUCUGUCUCUCACUGUUCAAAUAAACCUACCAUUAAAAUUAUAGACUGAUAAUUUCUUUGUCAGUGGGCAAACGUACAAAAUCAGCAGGGGAUCAAAUACUUUUUUCCCUCACUGUACAUGCUCCAGUGUGGGUGGUGCUGGAGAUGAUGAAUAUGAAGUUUAACGUUUUAGAAAUGUCCCUUUAAAAAUUGAACUAGAACCAUGAAAAAAUUGCUAUUUGCAAGAGUUUUGUUGACCAUCGAUAUCUUUUUGUGUUAAUUUAGCAAAGUGUGCAACGUUAGACAGCGUUGGUGAGAUGGCGUCUUCAGCGAAAAGACGAGCAGUUGGAAAGCGAGUAAGUCCCGAUGAUAGUGAGGAUAACAGCUCAGAUGAGGGAUCGGAAGACGAUGGUGAUUCAGGAGAGGAGGACAGCGGAUCAGAAGAGGAGAGCAAUGAAGAGGUCAAGGCCGAGGAUAGAAUUGACGCCGGAAGGGAAAGGAGGGGGAAAAUGGACAACCUUAGAGAAGGCAAGAAACAGAUAUAGGUUUGGAGAAAUGCAGUAUUAUCAUAAGGAGACGAAUACUUGGAUGAAUGAGAGAGGCAGAGGAGAUCUAAGAGAGAGAUGGAGGAAGAUUGUGAUUUUGAGUCAGUUAAAAAUGGCGGGAAAAAGGGAGAAGGUUUGUUAAAGAAGAGUGGGAGGAAAUGUAAGCAAAGUGAGCUGAAGACCGGAGUAGAAAUGGAAGUGAAUGAGGGUGAUGUAUCGGAGGUGGAAGGUGUGGUGAAGUACUCGGAGCCCAAGGAUUGCACAGCUGGUCAGGAUAAAGAUGAGUCUGUAAAAGUAGGAGUGAAGUUUGUGGAAAAAAUGGAUCCUUGCCUUUUGGCUGAUCCAAUUGUGGUUUCAAGAUGGGUGAAAAGAGCGUUGGGUGAAGUGGAAUCGGUGAGGGUAACCAGAAGUGGUCUAGUGAUAAUUGUUUGUGUUUCUGUUGGGCAGAGGGAGAAGGCACUCAGAGUUAAACAAAUGGGGGAAAGAAUUGUGAAUUGUUUCGCUCUUAAGAAAAGGGCGCCAUUGAGAGGAGUGAUUACUGGAGUAGCAGUGAAUGUAAAAGUUGACCAACUGUGAAGGAGAUUAUGUUUAUUUUAAUUUUUUCACCUUUAUUUAACCAGGUAAGCCAGUUGAGAACAAGUUCUCAUUUACAACUGCGACCUGGCCAAGAUAAAGCAAAGCAGUGUGAUAAAAACAACAACACAGAGUUACAUAUGGGGUAAACAAAACAAAGUCAAAAAUACAACAGAAAAUAUAUGUACAGUGUGUGCAAAUGUAGUAAGUUAUGGAGGUAAGGCAAUAAAUAAACAGGCCAUAGUGCAAAAAUUUUUACAAUUUUGUAAUUAACACUGGAAUGAUAGAUGUGCAAAAGAUGAUGUGCAAAUAGAGAUUGGGGUGCAAAUUAGCAAAAUAAAUAACAAUAUGGGGAUGAGGUAGUUGGGUGGGCUAAUUUCAGAAUGGCUGUGUACAGGUGCAGUGAUCGGUAAUCUGCUCUGACAACUGAAGCUUAAAGUUAGUGAGGGAGAUAAGAGUCUCCAGCUUCAGAGAUUUUUGAAGUUCGUUCCAGUCAUUGGCAGCAGAGAACUGGAAGGAAUGGCGGCCAAAGGAGGUGUUGGCUUUGGGGAUGACCAGUGAGAUAUACCUGCUGGAGCGCAGACUACGGGUGGGUGUUGCUAUGGUGACCAGUGAGCUAAGAUAAGACGGGGAUUUGCCUAGCAGUGAUUUAUAGAUGACCUGGAGCCAGUGGGUUUGGCAACGAAUAUGUAGUGAGGGCCAGCCAACAAGAGCGUACAGGUCACAAUGGUGGGUAGUAUAUGGGGCUUUGGUGACAACACUCUCCCGAGUGGCGCAGUGGUCUAAGGCGCUGCAUCGCAGUGCUAGCUGUGCCACUAGAGAUCCUGGUUCGAAUCCAGGCUCUGUCGUAGCCGGCCGCGCCCGGGAGACCCAUGGGGCGGCGCACAAUUGGCCCAGGGUAGGGGAGGGAAUGGCCGGCAGGGAUGUAGCUCAGUUGGUAGAGCAUGGCGUUUGCAACGCCAGGGUUGUGGGUUUGAUUCCCAAGGGGGGCCAGUAUGAAAAAUAAAUAAACUAACUGUAAGUCGCUCUGGAUAAGAGCGUCUGCUAAAUGACUAAAAAUGUUAAAAAAAAUAAAAUGGAUGGCACUGUGAUAGACUACAUCCAAUUUGCUGAGUAGAGUGUUGGAGGCUAUUUUGUAAAUGACAUCACAGAAAUCAAGGAUCGGUAGGAUAGUCAGUUUUACGAGGGCAUGUUUGGCAGCAUGAGUGAAGGAGGCUUUGUUGCAAAAUAGGAAGACGAUUCUAGAUCUAACUUUUGAUUGGAGAUGCUUAAUGUGAGUCUGGAAGGAGAGUUUACAGUAUAACCAGACACCUAGGUAUUUGUAGUUGUCCACAUACUCUAGGUCAGACCCGCCGAGAGUAGUGAUUCUAGUCGGGUGGGCGGGCGCAAACAGCGUUCGGUUGAAGAGCAUGCAUUUAGUUUUACUAGCCUUUAAGAGCAGUUGGAGGCUACGGAAGGAGUGUUGUAUGGUAUUGAAGCUCGUUUGGAGGUUUGUUAACACAGUGUCCAAUGAAGGGCCAGAUGUAUACAAAAUCUUGUCGUCCACAUAGAGGUGGAUCCGAGCGUCACCAGCAGCAAGAGCGACAUCAUUGGCCCGAGAAUUGAACCCUGUGGCACCCCCAUAGAGACGGCCAGAGGUCCAGACAACAGGCCCUCCGAUUUGACACAUUGAACUAUAUCUGAGAAGUAGUUGGUGAACCAGGCGAGGCAGUCAUUAGAGAAACCAAGGUUAUUUAGUCUGCCAAUAAGAAUGCGGUGUUUGACAGAGUCGAAAGCCUUGGCCAGGUCGAUGAAGACGGCUGCGCAGUACUGUCUUUUAUCGAUCGCGGUUAUAAUAUACACUGCUCAAAAAAAUGAAGGGAACACUAAAAUAACACAUCCUACAUCUGAAUGAAUGGAAUAAUCUUAUUAAAUACUUUUUUCUUUACAUAGUUGAAUGUGCUGACAACAAAAUCACACAAAAAUGAUCAAUGGAAAUCAAAUUUAUCAACCCAUGUAAGUCUGGAUUUGGAGUCACCCUCAAAUUUAAAGUGGAAAACCACAAUACAGGCUGAACCAACUUUGAUUUAAUGUCCUUAAAACAAGUCAAAAUGAGGCUCAGUAGUGUGUGUGGCCUCCACAUGCCUGUAUGACCUCCCUACAACGCCUGGGCAUGCUCCUGAUGAGGUGGCGGAUGGUCUCCUGAGGGAUCUCCUCCCAGACCUGGACUAAAGCAUCCGCCAACUCCUGGACAGUCUGUGGUGCAACGUGGCGUUGGUGGAUGGACCGAGACAUGAUGUCCCAGAUGUGCUCAAUUGGAUUCAGGUCUGGGGAACGGGCGGGCCAGUCCAUAGCAUCAAUGCCUUCCUCUUGCAGGAACUGCUGACACACUCCAGCCACAUGAGGUCUAGCAUUGUCUUUCAUUAGGAGGAACCCAGGGCCAACCGCACCAGCAUAUGGUCUCACAAGGGGUCUGAGGAUCUCAUCUCGGUACCUAAUGGCAGUCAGGCUACCUCUGGUGAGCACAUGGAGGGCUGUGCGGCCCCCCAAAUAAAUGCCACCCCACAUCAUGACUGACCCACCGCCAAACCGGUCAUGCUGGAGGAUGUUGCAGGCAGCAAAACGUUCUCCACGGCGUCUCCAGACUCUGUCACGUCUGUCACAUGCUCAGUGUGAACCUGCUUUCAUCUGUGAAGAGCACAGGGCGCCAGUGGCGAAUUUGCCAAUCUUGGUGUUCUCUGGCAAAUGCAAAACGUCCUGCACGGUGUUGGGCUGUAAGCACAACCCCCACCUGUGGACGUCGGGCCCUCAUACCACCCUCAUGGAGUCUGUUUCUGACCGUUUGAGCAGACACAUGCACAUUUGUGGUCUGCUGGAGGUCAUUUUGCAGGGCUCUGGCAGUGCUCCUCCUGCUCCUCCUUGCACAAAGGCGGAGGUAGCAGUCCUGCUGCUGGGUUGUGGCCCUCCUACGGCCUCCUCCACGUCUCCUGAUGUACUGGCCUUUCUCCUGGUAGCGCCUCCAUGCUCUGGACACUACACUGACAGACACAGCAAACCUUCUUGCCACAGCUCGCAUUGAUGUGCCAUCCUGGAUGAGCUGCACUACCUGAGCCACUUGUGUGGCUUGUAGACUCCGUCUCAUGCUACCACUAGAGUGAAAGCACCGCCAGCAUUCAAAAGUGACCAAAACAUCAGCCAGGAAGCAUAGGAACUGAGAAGUGGUCUGUUGUCACCACCUGCAAAACCAGUCCUUUAUUGGGGGUGUCUUGCUAAUUGCCUAUAAUUUCCACCUGUUGUCUAUUCCAUUUGCACAACAGCAUGUGAAAUGUAUUGUCAAUCAGUGUUGCUUCCUAAGUGGACAGUUUGAUUUCACAGAAGUGUGAUUGACUUGGAGUUACAUUGUGUUGUUUAAGUGUUCCCUUUAUUUUUUUGAGCAGUGUAGUUUAGAACCUUGAGCGUGGCUGAGGUGCACCCAUGACCAGCUCAGAAACCGGAUUGCAUAGCGGAGAAGGUACGGUGGGAUUCGAAAUGGUCGGUGAUCUGUUUUGUUAACUUGGGUUUCAAAUACUUUCGAAAGGCAGGGCAGGAUGGAUAUAGGUGUGUAACAGUUUGGAUCUAGAGUGUCACCCCCUUUGAAGAGGGGGAUGACCACGGCAGCUUUCCAAUCUCUGGGGAUCUCAGACGUUACGAAAGAGAGGUUGAACAGGCUAGUAAUAGGGGUUGCGACAAUUUCGGCGGCUAAUUUUAGAAAGAAAGGGUCCAGAUUGUCUAGCCCAGCUGAUUUGUAGGGGUCCAGAUUUUUCAGCUCUUUCAGAACAUCAGCUGUCUGAAUUUGUGUGAAGGAGAAGCGGGGGGGGGGGGGGGGGGGGGGGGCAUGGGCAAGUUGCAGCGGAGGGUGCAGAGCUGGUGGCCGGGGUAGUGGUAGCCAGGUGGAAAGCAUGGCCAGCCGUAGCAAAAUGCUUGUUGAAAUUCUCGAUUAUUGUACAUUUAUCGGUGGUGACAGUGUUUCCUAGCUUCACUGCAGUGGGCAGUUGGGAGGAGGUCUCUUAUUUUCCAUGGACUUUACAGUGUCCCAAAACUUUUUGGAGUUAGUGCUACAGGAUGCAAAUUUCUGUUUGAAAAAGCUAGCCUUUGCUUUCCUAACUGAUUGUGUAUAUUGGUUCCUGACUUCCCUGAAAAGUUGCAUAUCGCGGGGGCUGUUCGAUGCUAAUGCAGUACGCCACAGGAUGUUUUUGUGCUGGUCAAGGGCAGUCAAGUCUGAGGAGAACCAGGGGCUAUAUCUGUUCUUAGUUCUGAAUUUUUUGAAUGGGGCAUGCUGAUUUAAGAUUGAGAGGAAAGCACUUUUAAAGAACAACCAGGCAUCCUCUACUGACGGAAUGAGGUCAAUAUCCAUCCAGGAUACCCGGGCCAGGUCAAUUAGAAAGGCCUGCUCGCUAAAGUGUUUUAGGGAGCGUUUGACAGUGAUGAGGGGUGGUCGUUUAACUGCGGACCCAUUACGGAACACAGGCAAUAAGGCAGUGAUCGCUGAGAUCCUGGUUGAAGACAGCGGAGGUGUAUUUAGAGGGUAAAUUUGUCAGGAUCAUAUCUAUGAGGGUGCCCAUGUUUACAGAUUUAGGGUUGUACCUGGUAGGUUCGUUGAUAAUUUGUGUGAGAUUGAGGGCAUCUAGUUUAGAUUGUAGGUUUGCCGGGGUGUUAAGCAUAUCCCAGUUUAGGUCACCAAGCAGUACGAACUCUGAGGAUAGAUGGGGAGCAAUCAGUUCACAUAUGGUGUCCAGGGCACAGCUCAGGGCUGAGGGGGGUCUGUAGCAAGCGGCAACAGUGAGAGACUUAUUUCUGGAAAGGUGGAUGCGACGUACACAGGGUGGCGAGAGUGGGGAAACAGAAGAGUCAUUGUCUGUUCUUUUGAGUUUUGAAGUUGAGUCUUUGCCUGAGAAAGUGAGGUUAGGAUAUAUAAGUUAUCCAUUGCGAGCAUAUGUGCCGAAUACCUUAAGAUGUUACAGGUGUCAAACUUAUGGGCAUGUGGCAGCAGUGUGUAGGAGGGAGAUUCCAAGGUGUGAGAAGUGUAUGAGACAAAGGAGUGUGAAGCAGUGGGGAAAGUGGUGGUGUGUGCUAAUUGUACAUUUACGUAAUUUAGCAGACGCUCUUAUCCAGAGCGACUUACAGUUAGUGAGUGCAUACAUUAUUUUUUAUUUUAUUUUUUCAUACUGUACAUUUACAUUUUAGUCAUUUAGCAGAUGCACUUAUCCAGAGCGACUUACAGUUAGUGAGUGCAUGCAUUUUUAUUUUAUUUUCAUACUGGCCCCCCGUGGGAAUCGAACCCACAACCCUGGCAUUGCAAACGCCAUGCUCUACCAACUGAGCUACAUCCCUGCCGGCCAUUCUCUCCCCUACAGCUGGUAGAGCAUGGCGCUUGUAACGCCAAGGUAGUGGGUUCGAUCCCCGGGACCACCCAUACACAAAAAAAAAAAUGUAUGCACGCAUGACUGUAAGUCGCUUUGGAUAAAAGCGUCUGCUAAAUGGCGUAUUAUUAUUAUUAUCCUGGACCAAUUGUGCGCCGCCCCAUGGGUCUCCCGGUCGCGGACGGCUACGACAGAGCCUGGAUUAGAACCAGGAUCUCUAGUGGCACAGCUAGCACUGCGAUGCAGUGCCUUAGACCAUUGCGCCACUCGGGAGCAUGUAUUCUUCUUCUUGUGGACCCCCUAUGGACUCUUUUCGUUGCAUUCCACCCAGUGAGGAAGUCCGUCUUGUAUAGUGUAUGUCCACUAGGGGGCUUGGGGAGCCAGAGUAGCUUACCAAGCAAGAGGGGCCAAGGCACUUUUUUUUCACUCUAGCUAGCGACGAUGUUUGAACUUCCGGAUCCGGUGUUGUAUGCCUGUUUACAAAUGCUAGCUACAUGUCAGGCUAGUCUGGUGUUCUAUGCUUUACGACACUACUUUUUAGCCACAGAAGCAAACGUCUCUUUUUGAAUUGCAAUUGCUAGAGCUUUAACAGCAAGUGCUUGAACUGCUCUUAUUACUCAAGAGGAGAAGAAGAAAAGACGGAGAAAAUGGCGAGUUCAUCCACUGAACGCUACAAGAGGGGACGAUGGAGAAUACACAUCUCUUGUCCAACCGAUGCGAAGCAUUGACGAGGAAAUAUAUUUUAAAUACUUUCGGAUGUCGAUAUAGGACUCGUUUUACUGUGGAUAUAGAUACUUUUGUACCUGUUUCCUCCAGCAUCUUCACAAGGUCCUUUGCUGUUGUUAUGGGAUUGAUUUGCACUUUUCGCACCAAAGUACGUUCAUCUCUAGGAGACAGAACGCGUCUCCUUCCUGAGCGGUAUGACGGCUGCGUGGUCCCAUGGUGUUUAUACUUGCGUACUAUUGUUUGUACAGAUGAACGUAGUACCUUCAGGCGUUUGGAAAUUACUCCCAAGGAUGAACCAGACUUGUGGAGGUGCACAAAGGUUUUUCUGAGGUCUUGGCUGAUUUCUUUUGAUUUUCCCAUGAUGUCAAGCAAAGAGGCACUGAGUUUGAAGGUAGGCCUUGAAAUACAUCCACAGGUACACCUCCAAUUGACUCAAAUGAUGUCAUUUAGCCUAUCAGAAGCUUUUAAAGCCAUGACAUCAUUUUCUGGAAUUUUCCAAGCUGUUUAAAGGCACAGUCAACUUAGUGUAUGUAAACUUCUGACCCACUGGAAUUGUGAUCCAGUGAAUUAUAAGUGAAAUAAUUGUCUGUAAACAAUUGUUGGAAAAAUUACUUGUGUCAUGCACAAAGUAGAUGUCCUAACCGAUUUGCCAAACCUAUAGUUUAACAAGACAUUUGUGGAGUGGUUGAAAAACGAGUUUUAAUGACUCCAACCUAAGUGUAUGUAAACUUCCGACUUCAACUGUAUUUAACCUUGUGUUGUGUAGUGGACCUUUCAAUUAGGACAUUCCUGUUACUAUAUAUUAUUAUAUAUUUUAUUUUAUUUUAUUAUUAUAUAGUUAACCACUGUCUCCUAAUUUCCAAACUGGAGGCACUGGGGUUAAGCAGUAUCCCUCUAGGCUGGGUACUUGUCAGGUAGGGAGCAAGUGGUAGAGGUUAAUGGGUCACUGUCUCAGGCAAAACUAAUGAGUUUUGCCGUUCCGCAGGGGAGUGUGCUUGGCCCUCUAAAGUUUCUACUGUAUAUAAACGAAUCUAAGUAAGGAAUGGAAUUUAAGAAUAUAUACAUUAACUCAGCAAAAAAAGAAACAUCCUCUCAUUGUCAACUGUGUUUAUUUUCAGCAAACUUAACAUGUGUAAAUAUUUGUAUGAAUAUAACAAGAUUGAACAACUGAGACAUAAACUGAACAAGUUCCACAGACAUGUGACUAACAUAAAUGGAAUAAUGUGUCCCUGAACAAAGUGGGGGUCAAAAUCAAAAGUAACAGUCAGUAUCUGGUGUGGCCACCAGCUGCAUUAAGUACUGCAGUGCAUCUCCUCCUCAUGGACUGCACCAGAUUUGCCAGUUCUUGCUGUGAGAUGUUACCCCACUCUUCCACCAAGGCACCUGCAAGUUCCCAGACAUUUCUGGGGGGAUGGCCCUAGCCCUCACCCUCCGAUCCAACAGGUCCCAGACGUGCUCAAUGGGAUUGAGAUCCGGGCUCUUCAUUGGCCAUGGCAGAACACUGACAUUCCUGUCUUGCAGGAAAUCACGCACAGAACGAGCAGUAUGGCUGGUGGCACAUGCAGAUGCACUCCAAUUUCCUGGACAGAAAGGUGACAUAUUAAGUAUUUCCCUACCCAUUACUCUCACCCUGGCCAGCCCCCUUACUCUCAAACCACUAACCCAUAUGUUUCCAACAUGACCUAACUUGUGUGUGUGUGUGUUACACAUGGUGUUACAGGAAGAGGUGAAGGCGGAACAUGCCUCGUACCUAUGGCAGCACCCGGUUCUCCGCGCCAUGAUGGCCGACUUCUUGCAGUUCCUGUUACUACCAAAACUGAGCGAUGUCCUCAUGUUCGCCUUCUCCCUACCCCUUUGCCUUCCGCUGACCCCCUUCAUCACCUCUUCACCUUGA